AUGUCGGUAUUCCUGCUUCUGUACACGGAACAUCGAGAGAGGAAGGAACGAUGUGAGAAGGUUCGGUAUUCGUGUCAGCACCAACCAACACCAACAACAACACCUCAGCACUGCAGGGGCAACAGGCAGACAGCCUCCACACCCAGUAGGAAGCCGCCUGCGGGAUGCGGAGAUCGGGAUGCGGAGAUCAAGGCUGCCCCGGCCUGCUCGCAAGCGCACCAGCUGCUUCUCGUGCAAGCGAAAAUGGCAGCAUCCCUGAAUGGCAAACCGUAGCUGGCGAACAGACAGACGGACGGGCAGGCAGGGACAUGGACAUGGACAUGGACAUGGACAUGAAGAUGGACACAGACAGGCAGACAGACAGACAGGCAGACAGGCAGACAGACGGACAGACAGACAGACAGACAGACAGACAGACAGACAGACAGACAGACAGACAGACAGACAGACACGGACAGGGACAUGGACAGGGACGUGGACAUGAAGAUGGACACAGACAGACACGACAAGGCCAUAAGAAUAACUACACCGUCAUGCAUCUACGUACCGAGACCCAAAAGUGAAAACGCCAUUGUCGCUAAUAGUCAUCAAAACACACUCAUCA
This is a messenger RNA of Didymella exigua CBS 183.55, 604 nucleotides long. RefSeq lists its product as uncharacterized. Lineage: Eukaryota; Fungi; Ascomycota; Dothideomycetes; Pleosporales; Didymellaceae. The transcript has a single exon. The record is from RefSeq and is a predicted model, not a curated record. Bases 165 to 563 code for a protein of 132 amino acids.